Messenger RNA from Polyodon spathula (Mississippi paddlefish), 1447 nucleotides. It is a transcript of the gene gpr78b, whose product is annotated as G protein-coupled receptor 78b. Gene Ontology annotation, biological process: adenylate cyclase-activating G protein-coupled receptor signaling pathway. The coding region runs from base 52 to 1071 and encodes 339 amino acids. The transcript is spliced from 3 exons. NCBI's taxonomy places the organism in Eukaryota, Metazoa, Chordata, Actinopteri, Acipenseriformes, Polyodontidae. The record is from RefSeq and is a predicted model, not a curated record. Gene Ontology annotation, cellular component: membrane. Gene Ontology annotation, molecular function: G protein-coupled receptor activity.
UAUGCAGGAGCCGUUAAGAUCAUCCAAGUGGUGUUAAUUUACAACUGAGAGAUGGACUUGGCAGAAAUUCUGUUGGCGCUGUUCAUUGUUGUUGUCAUGGCUGUAUCCUUGUUAUCGAACUUACUGGUACUCCUAUGCUUUAUUUACAGCACCGAAAUCCGCAAACAUGUGCCAGGUAUUUUUAUUAUGAACUUAUCGUUUUGCAAUUUACUUAUUACUGUUUUUAACAUGCCUUCAACGUUGCUCGGGAUUGUCAAAAACCAACAGCCGUUUGGCGAGUGCAUCUGCCAAGCUGUAAGCUUUCUGGAGACUUUUUUGACAACAAACACUAUGCUAAGCAUGGCAGCGUUGAGCAUAGACAAAUGGAUUGCUGUGGUGUUUCCCCUGAGCUAUUCCAGCAAAAUGAGAUGCAAGGACGCAGUGAUCAUGAUGUGCUACUCGUGGCUCCACUCCCUUACCUUCUCCCUCGUCUCCCUGCUUUUUUCUUGGGUUGGCUACAGCAACAUUUAUGCAUCAUGCACCUUAUAUUUAAAAGACGAAAGAGACAGGAAAAAGUUUACCGUGCUCACCAUCGUUUUCCAUGCUACUUGUUUCAUGCUCUCUCUUGUAAUAUUGUGUUUCACGUACUUAAAGGUUUUAAAGGUAGCACGGUUUCAUUGCAAGAGGAUAGACAUCAUCACCAUGCAAACUCUGCUUUUGCUGGUUGAUAUUCACCCAAGUGUUAAACAGCGAUGCCUCGUGGAACAAAAAAGGAGAAGACAACGGGCGACAAAAAAGAUUAGCAUCUUCAUAGGUUCUUUUGUUAUCUGUUUCGCCCCUUACGUUAUCACGAGGUUAAUAGAACUUCUCCCGUUUGUAACAGUUAACUACCACUGGGGAAUUAUAAGUAAGUGCCUCACAUACAGCAAGGCUGCAUCAGACCCCUUUGUGUAUUCCCUGCUGCGUCAACAGUACAAGAAGGUCUUGAUCACCAUCGUCAACAGGAUGCUUAAAAGGGAUUUGUAUCCUUCAUCGGGUCAUAACAGCUCUUUAGACACUGAGAAUGACUACUGCCUCCAACGAGGGAACUGAAAAUACAAAGGUCUAUUGCAAGAGAUGACCUCUUUUAAUGCACUUUCAAUUGUUUCAGCAUUACAACUUUUUAUUUAUUAUAAAGCUUAUUUUAAGUGACUGUACGCCAGUUUUGUCAAUAUUAAAAUGUAUCUGUAUUCCUACAUUGCGCGGCAAUGUUUAUAAAAUAUGGCUCUAUAUAAAGAUGUUUGUGUUAUUAUCUAUUUUGCACAGAAAUUUGUGACAAGUUCUUUUUAUGUAUAUAUUUUAUUUUAAAGUAUGAGGGAUUCUAGAGUUAGAACAAUGGAGUAUAUCCAUACCCAACCUGACCAAUUUUAUCCUAUGCACAUUUGGCUUCGUUAUGUGGAUCAAUGCUAGGCCAAAUUUAAGACACCCA